Dromaius novaehollandiae (emu) is the source of this 5444-nucleotide messenger RNA. It is a transcript of the gene DACH1, whose product is annotated as dachshund family transcription factor 1. Lineage: Eukaryota; Metazoa; Chordata; Aves; Casuariiformes; Dromaiidae. Gene Ontology annotation, cellular component: transcription regulator complex; nucleus. The transcript has 13 exons. Gene Ontology annotation, biological process: regulation of transcription by RNA polymerase II. The record is from RefSeq and is a predicted model, not a curated record. The coding region runs from base 502 to 2640 and encodes 712 amino acids. Gene Ontology annotation, molecular function: DNA-binding transcription factor activity, RNA polymerase II-specific; RNA polymerase II cis-regulatory region sequence-specific DNA binding.
GACAACAACAACUCGUCCAGAGAGCGAGAGAGCGGCGAGCGGCGGCGGCAGCCAGCACUUCCCAGCUCAUUUUCUCUCUGUCAUUCCCCUCUCAAUCUUUGAUCAAUGUACUUGCCAGAGAGCACCGAAGUCCUUCAAACCUCCUCCUUUUCACCUUCGUCUUUAACGUGGUGCUAGAGCAAGGACCACAAAAAGAAACUGCCCUCCCCCUCCCCUCGGCCCCAGCCCCGCCGCCCGGAGCGGACUUCUCCUCCUCCUCCUCCUCCUCCUCCGUCCCCACUUGCGGGACACUUUGUGCGUUUCUCUCUCUCACUCUGCCCCCUGCUCUCUCGCUCGCCGCAGCACUCGAUCCGGGGUUGUUCCCCCCUUCUUCUCCCCCCUCCUCCCUUCUCCUCUCCUCUUUUUUUCGACACAUAUUUCUUUUAAUUUCCCCCUUUUCCCCUGCGUGUGUGUGUGGGAACUUUCCCCCCUCCCCCUGCCCCCUCCGCCGUAUAUGUGACCAUGGCCGUACCGGCUGCUUUGAUCCCUCCGACCCAGCUGGUCCCCCCUCAGCCUCCGGUCUCAACUUCUGCCGCCUGCACCACCACCACCACCACCUCCUCGUCGGCCACCUCCUCUCCGUCUCCGUCCAUCGCUCCCCCGCCGGCCGCCUCGGGGACAAACCUAUUCCGGCCGGAGCCCAUCGCAGCGGCGGCGGCGGCGGCGGCGGCGGCCACAGUCACCUCCACCACCACCGGCGGCGGCAGCGGCGGCAGCGGCGGCGGCAGCCCCAGCCUGGGCAGCGGCGGCGGCGGCGGCGGCGGCGGCAGCAGCGGCGGCGGCGGCGGCGGCACCUCCACUCCCAGCGCCAGCGCGGCCGGGGCGGCCGGCAGCCUGCCCGGCAAGCCGGUGUACUCGACGCCGUCCCCGGUGGAGAACACCCCCCAGAAUAACGAGUGCAAGAUGGUGGAUCUGAGAGGGGCCAAAGUGGCCUCCUUCACCGUGGAGGGCUGCGAGCUCAUCUGCCUGCCCCAGGCUUUCGACCUCUUCCUGAAGCACUUGGUGGGGGGCUUGCACACGGUCUACACCAAGCUGAAGCGCCUGGAGAUCACGCCCGUGGUGUGCAACGUGGAGCAGGUCCGCAUCCUGAGGGGGCUGGGGGCCAUCCAGCCCGGCGUCAACCGCUGCAAACUCAUCUCCAGGAAGGAUUUCGAGACCCUCUACAACGACUGCACCAACGCCAGUUCUAGACCUGGAAGGCCUCCUAAGAGGACUCAAAGUGUCACCUCCCCAGAGAAUUCGCAUAUCAUGCCACAUUCUGUCCCAGGCCUCAUGUCUCCUGGAAUCAUCCCGCCAACAGGCCUGACAGCAGCAGCUGCAGCAGCAGCAGCUGCCACCAAUGCCGCCAUAGCAGAAGCAAUGAAAGUGAAAAAAAUUAAAUUGGAAGCUAUGUCCAACUAUCAUGCAAAUAAUAACCAGCAUGGAGCAGACUCUGAAAAUGGAGAUCUGAAUUCAAGCGUUGGGAGCAGUGAUGGUUCUUGGGAUAAAGAAAAACUUCAGUCUCCCCCCACCCAAGGAUCACAGGCCUCUGUUAACCACCCCAACUUGCCUGGACAGCAUAAUCUUCCAGUUAGCCAUCCUCUCAACCCUCUGCAACAGAACCACCUUCGGCCAAAUGGACUGGAACUUCCUUUUAUGAUGAUGCCCCACCCACUCAUCCCUGUCAGCCUACCUCCAGCGUCUGUCACGAUGGCAAUGAGCCAGAUGAAUCACCUGAGUACCAUUGCCAACAUGGCGGCAGCAGCACAAGUGCAGAGUCCACCAUCCCGAGUGGAGACAUCUGUUAUUAAGGAACGUGUUCCAGACAGCCCUUCUCCUGCUCCUUCUCUUGAAGAGGGCCGAAGACCUGGCAGCCAUCCAUCAUCUCAUCGAAGCAGCAGUGUGUCCAGCUCUCCUGCACGGACUGAGAGCUCUUCAGACAGAAUCCCAGCUGUCCAUCAGAAUGGGCUAUCUAUGAACCAAAUGCUGAUGGGUUUGUCACCUAAUGUCCUUCCUGGCCCUAAAGAGGGUGAUCUGGCUGGUCAUGAUGUGGGACAUGAGACAAAAAGAAUACACAUUGACAAAGAUGAGACCCCGCUCUCCACACCAACCGCAAGAGACAGCCUUGAAAAACUUUCUCUAACUGGGCAUGGGCAACCACUACCUCCAGGUUUUCCAUCUCCUUUUCUAUUCCCUGAUGGAUUGUCCUCCAUAGAGACCCUUCUGACUAACAUCCAGGGUCUACUAAAGGUUGCUAUAGACAACGCCAGAGCUCAAGAGAAACAGGUCCAACUGGAAAAGACAGAGCUGAAGAUGGAGCUCUUCAGGGAACGAGAGCUGAGGGAAACACUUGAAAAACAGUUGGCUGUGGAGCAGAAGAACAGAGCAAUAAUUCAGAAAAGGUUAAAGAAGGAAAAGAAGGCAAAGAGGAAAUUGCAGGAAGCACUUGAAUUUGAGACUAAGCGACGGGAGCAAGCAGAACAGACCCUGAAACAGGCAGCUUCAACGGAUAGUCUCAGGGUCCUAAAUGACUCUCUGACCCCAGAGAUAGAAGCUGACCGCAGCGGGGGCAGAACAGAUGCUGAAAGGACAAUACAAGGUUCACUAGAUGCCUAUGCCUAGCUCCCAAUCCGGUUUCCCAAGACCCCCUCAUCCCACACAAAAAGAUGGAAGACUUUAUUUGAAAACUACUGUCAUGUAUUGAAUUUUUCCUGCUGAAGAUACCUGUGCUACGGUAAAGAACUUUGCAGUAAGACAUUCACUCAAAAGGAGUUCUGUGGAAAGAAAACGUUUUCAAGGCAACUUCCUCAACUUCAUGUAUCAAUAUUCUUCAAAACUUUAAAGAAUUCUGCAAGAGUGUCCUCCUUUGUUUAUCUCCUGUGGCUCAAUCCAGAGACCUAGAGAAUGUUUGUAAAUGUACAGUCGCACUCUUCUUACAGUGAAAGUCUGCGUCUCUGCGCCGGACUAUUGUAUCCAAAAUUACAGGUGGAUCAGAACAAGGCUGAGUAUUCCCUUUUUAAAGGAAUGCAGACUCUGUCCUCCUCUGAGGAGUCUAUAUUUGAGCACAUCAAAUGAUCCUUCCAGCGGUGUCCAAGUGCACUGAUAGACUGUUAUGUCAUACCGAAACCAGCAAGACAGCUCAGAAAUGACCUGGUAGAGGGCAUAAAAGGAUUCUUAAAAAAAAAAAAAAAGAAAAAGAAAAGAAAAGAAAAAAAUUGAUACAUUCAGUUUUCAAACUAUGAUCAUGGGUUUUCUUCUAAAGACCUUUUUUUCCACAUGCUUUCCAAGAGACCAACACAUGGAUGUUAGACUACAUUAAGUGAAAUGGAAUUUUGUGUAAGUGAAAAGAAACGCUGAAUGUAAACAAACUGUUUUACUGUUCACAAAAUCUCUUUUCCUAAAAUAAAAAAAUACAAUAAAAAGAGUAAUAAUUUCUCAUUGUAAACUGGCAGGGGUUUAUGAAAUAAAAGACUUUGCUUAUUCAAACUGUUGGUCACAUGUACAGUAUAUAACACAAAUCACACAAGGAAGGUAUUAUGUAUGCAGUAGAAAUCUAGAGUUUAGGAAAUGAAAAUUUUAGAUAAUAUUGUUUUGUCACCCUGUUGGUCAGAAAGACACCUUUCUAGUUUUAACGCAUGCAGGCAUGUAAAUAUUUGUCCUGGAGUCACAGUAUUACUGAAUGAGAUCUUAAGCAUCUGGUAACAAGUCGGAAUUCUGUAGCAGCCACUUUUAUUUGUAUAUUGAGCCCUGGUUAGUGCCCUGGUUAGUGCACUUUUAAGAAUGGACUGUGGCUGAGCAGUGAGUCAAAAUGCCAGAAAUAUUUUUAUAUGUUAAUGUCAUAUUACGUCAAUGUUGCUAAAAAAAGAAAACCUAACAAACACUUGAUGUAUCAGUCCAAUUCCACAUAGAACUGAGUGAUAGAGUUGAAGUCUAUUGUCCCUCCCACCUUGUCUUGGGGAUGGGUGGUUAUGUGUUACUUUCACUGUCUUUAUGAAAGCUACAAUAUGUGUUUUCACCUUUGUGCUGAUAACUGGAAGUAAGCUGCAACACAGUGCUUAUUACAUUACUAAAGGGUUAUGUUCUUUGCUUUGCGUACUUUUGGGUUACCCCUUUAAAGACUGAUUUUGUGAAUCAGUGCUAUUACUGUAAGUUUUGUGAUUAUGCUUUCUUCAUCUUUAAUGUUUUAUGCAUAUAAAAUAUUAUUUAUUACAUGGAAACAUAUCAAAACGUUAAAUGUCUAAGAUGCCUAACUUAAAGCAAAUAUUUCUUUAAAAAUAGUUCUGAUUGGAUAUUAAUAUUAUUUUGUCAAAAAAAAAUCUAAUGUUUUGUAAACUCUAGCACUGAGCUUCUAUAGUUUGUAGGUCUUCCUUGCAAUACUGGUACACACUUAUUUUGUGCAGUUCAUAUUUACGCCACCACAAUCCUUUUUUAACAAUAGAGAAGAUGUAUAUACAAGUUCACGUCAUGGUAAUUUUUUUUAAAGAAAUAUUGAGCAAUAUUUUUCAUUAAAUAUUGUUACCUAAUACUUUGUAGUGACAUUAUUUUCUAAUCAUGAUUCAUUCGUAACUUUCAUAGUUGCUUGAACACAUAUGGGAUUCUGUACUCCAGUUUUUUCAUAUGCAGUCUUUAAAGGGUUAACAACUGUAAAGUUAGAUGGACUUGUGGCAAGCUUUUAAAUCAUUCAUAUCCGAAAGAGAAUUAAAAGCCUACAACUGAAAUAUGUAGUAGCAUCUACCAUUGCUCUGCUCCUUGCAUAGAGUCACCUGUAAGUAGGUUUAGUAGUUUUACAGUACAUACGUUCAAGACCUUUGGGAAUGCCUCAGUGUUUGGCUUGGUACAUAAAUGGAAAUGUUAAGGAUUAAGGGGGAACCAAUUUGUAAGCUGGAUGUUUAGAAAGAAUCUUGCUAAAACAGUGUAAAUAUUACAGACCAUGAGAUGUUACCGUAAGUUGAAUUUUUGCCCCUCUUUAGUUAUACAGGUUUUUGGUUGUUAUUUUUUUUUGGUUUUUGAUUUGGAUUUUUUUUUUUUUUGCAUAGAUUAUGAAGAAAAGUUGUGCUCAUGUUAUUGUUUAUAUGCUUUUGUAAUCUUAAAGAUAUUAAUGUCUAGUUGUUCUAUAUUAUAACCACAUUUGCGCUCUAUGCAAGCCCUUGGAACAGAACAUACUCAUCUUCAUGUAGGACCUAUGAAAAUUGUCUAUUUUUAUCUAUAUAUUUAAAGUUUUCUAAAAAUGAAAAAGGUUAUUACGAAUUUUGUUGUACAAAAUCUGUACAAAAAUCUGUUUUUACAUCAUAAUGCAAGAAUUGGAAAUUUUUCUAUGGUAGCCUAGUUAUUUGAGCCUGGUUUCAAUGUGAGAACCACGUUUACUGUUAUUGUAUUUAAUUCUCUUUUCUUUUCAACAAUCUGCUAAUAAAACUGUCUGAAAUCUC